This is a messenger RNA of Lycium ferocissimum, 1673 nucleotides long. RefSeq names its product short-chain dehydrogenase TIC 32, chloroplastic-like. The record is from RefSeq and is a predicted model, not a curated record. NCBI's taxonomy places the organism in Eukaryota, Viridiplantae, Streptophyta, Magnoliopsida, Solanales, Solanaceae. The coding region runs from base 265 to 1212 and encodes 315 amino acids. The transcript is spliced from 8 exons.
AGUGGUUAUUUUGCGUGCAUUCCACUUUAAAAAGAAACAAAUUAGUGGAUCAUUGCAUUGCCCUUUUUCCGUUCCUUGUUUCAUGUGUAUUUACAACAUUGGUUUAAUCAUUUUCUGUCGUCUUUACUCUUUACAACAUAACGCAAUACCACUAUUUAUUAUAUAUCAUAUUCAUAGGAACAAGAUAUUACAGUUGUUUUCUUGAUCUGUCACUAAUCUACAAAUUAAUCCCCCAAGAAAAUUUAGAGCUAAGAAUUUUAAAAAAUGUGGUUAUUUGGAAGAAAAGGAGCAUCAGGGUUCUCUACUUCAUCUACUGCUGAACAAGUUACUCAUGGAAUUGAUGCUACUGGCCUCACUGCCAUUGUUACAGGAGCAUCAAGUGGUAUUGGUGCAGAAACAACGCGUGUCCUUGCAAUGCGAGGGGCGCAUGUAGUAAUGGCGGUUCGCAAUGUAAAAAGUGGCGCAGAAGUUAAAGAAAAUAUUCUUAAAGAGAUUCCUCAUGCCAAAAUUGAUGUAAUGGAGUUGGAUCUCGGUUGUAUGGCAUCUGUUAGGAAGUUUGCAUCAGAAUAUAACUCUUUUGGCUAUCCUCUGAACAUCCUAAUCAACAAUGCAGGGGUUAUGGCUCCACCAUUUAUGCUUUCUCAAGACAACAUUGAAUUACAGUUUGCAACUAAUCAUCUAGGUCACUUUCUUUUGACAAAUCUUUUGCUACAGAACCUGAAAGAUACAGCUCAAACGAGCCAUAAAGAAGGAAGGAUUGUUAAUGUUUCAUCAAUGAAUCAUCGAUUUACAUACCGUGAAGGAAUUCGCUUUGACAAAAUCAAUGACAAAGAUAGUUACUCUGCAAUACUUGCUUAUGGACAGUCAAAGCUUGCUAAUAUCUUACACUCUAAUGAACUUGCAAGGUAUUUCAAGGAGGAAGGAGUUGAGAUAACUGCUAAUUCACUUCACCCAGGGGCAAUUAAUACCAAUCUCUUGCGUCACCAGAAUUUGGUUGAAGGCAUAGUUAACUGGAUCGGCAAAUACUUCAUUAAAGACAUUCCACAGGGAGCAGCAACUACAUGCUAUGUGGCUUUACAUCCUCAGGUGAAGGGAAUAAGUGGUGAAUACUUUUCGGACAGCAAUAUUGCUGCGCCAACUUCUCAAGCUAAAGAUGUAGAGUUGGCAAAGAAACUCUGGGAUUUCAGCCUGAAUUUGACAAAACCUCAAUAAAAACAAUGUUUAAUAUUGGUUUCUGCUUCCUUAUCAUCAUUGGUUUCUGCACACCUUGACUGUUUUUGGUUGGGGUGCAGGGCAGUGGACUACUGAGAGUAGAAUGAUGUUUAUCUUAUCAUAUACUCAAGUGUAAUUGACUAUGCCAAAUCACUUUAUCUUGUUUUUGUACAACUAUGCCGAGAAAUGGAGCAUAUUCUUGCAGCUCAGAGAGUUUUAAGGAUUCACUGGGGUCAGAUAAAAAUACCCAAUCCUUGAGGUUUGUGCUUGAAUAUUUGGGCCCAAAGCAUUACACCUGCCGAAAACUUGAAGUUCUUGGUAAUGGAGACAUGUAUUCUUGACCUUCUUGAUAUAGCCUUAUAUCUUCUUUUCACCAAAAGUUCAUCAGUAUGCUUGUAUGUGUCUGCAACUAUUGUAACUUCUGUUCAGUUUCCAUCUAGAUCUUGUGGAGUUAUAUUGGA